AGGGACAACAUUAUACUUUAGAAAGAAUAUUGGGAGUUGAGAGCCAUCUUUCUUUCUCGUCCAAAAUAUAUUUCUUCUUCCUCAAGCAGAACAAAAGUAGCAGUGCCGAGGCCUAUUUACACUCCCACUUGCCCCUAUUUCUGCAAAUCCUGUUUACUGCUGGAACUUUACGUUAUCAUCUUCAAACUCUCGGUUGGUUAUAUUAAAGACUAGUCUUUAAACUCAAUGGGUGAUAGUCAGUACUCUUUCUCACUCACCACUUUCAGCCCAUCUGGAAAGCUGGUUCAGAUUGAACAUGCAUUGACUGCUGUUGGAUCUGGUCAAACUUCAUUAGGGAUUAAAGCUGCUAAUGGUGUUGUAAUUGCUACUGAGAAGAAGUUACCGUCCAUCUUAGUUGAUGAAGCAUCUGUGCAGAAAAUACAGGUUUUGACGCCUAAUAUUGGAGUUGUCUACAGUGGGAUGGGCCCCGAUUCUCGAGUUUUGGUUCGGAAAAGUAGAAAGCAGGCUGAGCAAUAUCACCGACUCUAUAAAGAACCAAUCCCUGUCACACAGCUGGUGAGGGAAACUGCUGCUGUCAUGCAGGAAUUCACCCAAUCAGGUGGUGUAAGGCCAUUUGGUGUUUCACUCUUGGUUGCAGGAUUUGAUGACAAGGGUCCCCAACUAUAUCAGGUGGAUCCAUCUGGUUCAUACUUCUCUUGGAAGGCUUCAGCUAUGGGGAAGAAUGUCUCUAAUGCAAAGACAUUUCUCGAGAAGAGGUACACGGAGGACAUAGAGCUCGAUGAUGCUGUACACACUGCUAUACUGACUCUAAAGGAGGGAUUUGAGGGACAGAUCUCUGGCAAAAACAUUGAGAUUGGCAUUAUUGGAACUGACAAAGUAUUUAAAGUUCUCACGCCAGCGGAAAUAGAUGAUUACCUACAAGAAGUGGAAUAGAUUUUCUUUUCCGCCAAAGGCAUAGGAAAAAGUUGUCAGGUUGGAAGUGCAGACGGAGUCAUAGCACAACUAUUGGAUGUUCUUGUUGGCUUGGUUAUAACUUGAAUCUAUUCAAACUAGACUUAGUUGUAUGUUGGCCAUGUUGUGGUUGUUUAUUGCCUGAUUUAUGCUCUGAAAAGUAAUACUUAUGGGUUUUCUUUUCUCAUUAUCUUGAACAUUAUAGAUUGUUCAGUGUCGCCUGAAACACAUGACAGUAAAAUUAAUCAUUAUAUUAUUUGAGCAA
Molecule: messenger RNA, 1216 nt
Organism: Nicotiana attenuata
Lineage: Eukaryota; Viridiplantae; Streptophyta; Magnoliopsida; Solanales; Solanaceae
Product: proteasome subunit alpha type-2-B
Exons: 12
Coding region: 226-933 (235 amino acids)
Biological process (GO): ubiquitin-dependent protein catabolic process
Cellular component (GO): proteasome core complex; proteasome core complex, alpha-subunit complex
Source: RefSeq, a predicted model, not a curated record